Molecule: messenger RNA, 1660 nt
Organism: Canis lupus familiaris (dog)
Lineage: Eukaryota; Metazoa; Chordata; Mammalia; Carnivora; Canidae
Gene: DNAL1
Product: dynein axonemal light chain 1
Exons: 8
Coding region: 117-689 (190 amino acids)
Cellular component (GO): cytoplasm
Molecular function (GO): protein kinase binding
Source: RefSeq, a predicted model, not a curated record
CGGAGAGAAAGGACCGCUACCGGGGGUGGGAUCCACGGAGGGCUCCGAGGAGUGCGCACGCGCACUGACCCCCGCGGGCCCUAGCAACCAGUGCAGUGACAGUAGCAACGGCCGGAAUGGCAAAAGCAACAACCAUCAAAGAAGCUCUAGCCAGAUGGGAAGAGAAAACCAGUCAGAAGCCUUCCGAAGCCAAAGAGAUAAAGCUUUAUGCUCAGAUUCCCCCUAUAGAGAAGAUGGAUGCAUCCUUGUCCACACUUGCUAAUUGCGAGAAGCUUUCACUGUCUACAAACUGCAUUGAAAAAAUUGCCAACCUCAAUGGCUUAAAAAACUUGAGGAUAUUGUCUUUAGGAAGAAACAACAUAAAGAACUUAAAUGGACUGGAAGCAGUAGGGGACACAUUAGAAGAACUGUGGAUCUCCUACAAUUUUAUUGAGAAGUUGAAAGGGAUCCAUGUAAUGAAGAAAUUGAAGAUUCUCUACAUGUCUAAUAACCUAGUGAAAGACUGGGCUGAGUUUGUGAAGCUGGCGGAAUUGCCAUGCCUGGAAGACCUGGUGUUUGUAGGCAAUCCCUUAGAAGAGAAACAUUCUGCUGAGGGGAACUGGAUUGAAGAGGCGACCAAAAGAGUUCCCAAACUGAAAAAGCUGGAUGGUACCCCAGUAAUUAAAGAGGAAGAAGAAGAAGAAAACUAACACCAUGUUUUCCCCUUUGUGUUAACUUAUUUAAAUGUCAUAAGAAUAAUAGAUAAGUUUUGUAUAAUUGUCUAUUUUAAAGAUUCUCUGUGGGGCAAAGGUUCUUAAGAUAAAACAAGUUUCUCAUUCCUACCUUUUUUUAAACCUAUUUAGUGUUUCUCACCCCAAACAAUAACACCAACUUCAUAUAUUCUAGUACUUUUUUUUUAGAAACUCAAAUUGUCAAUUUUUGUCUUCUGUCCCAGUUAUGUACUGCGUGGCCCCAUCUACUGAAACUUUUAUAGACCAGUCAUUUUUAACAACAAAGAACAACAAAUACAGUUCUUUAUUUAGUUUGUUUAGGGUUUCUUUUUUUGUUUUUAAGACCAGGCAUUUAAAUAUAUAUAUUUAACUUUUGGAUCUGUAGACCAUCUUUCCUGAAGGUCCAUGUCCUUAUGACUCAGAAGCACAAAUGUGUCAUGCCUUUGGUUCAGAAGGCAGCAUGGUGACAGGAAGAGUUCCUCUUAGAAGAAAUACAGAGCAGUCCUAGAACCAAGACUCCCAAAGUCCAACUGCAAAAGCUGUGGUGAAAAAAAGAAAAAUUAAUAUCUUGGAGGCCUUAUAGCCCAUGUUAUAUUUACUUAUUUGUUUUUCCAAAAUGUGUGCAUCUGUCAACUGGAAUUUAGGUUGUGUUUACACACCUGGCCACUUGAGUCAUUGUGCACAGUGAGUAGUUAAAAUGACUGUCGUGAUCAUUCCUUUGACCAGUAUUGUGGUCAUGUUACCCAUGUGGACCUGAUCUUAGGCACACUUUUUGGUUUAUGAUCCCUUAUAUGUUAUAUAAGGAAAUACAUGUAAACAGUAGUUAUAUUUGAAUUCCUAGCCUAAAUGUUGGCCAUUCAUAUAUAUCAAAAAUUUCUCUAAUAACUUUGUUCUGUUGACCCUCAUGUUGGGAGAAGUGAUUACUAUAAAUAAGGAUAUAGAAUUUAAAA